Nannizzia gypsea CBS 118893 is the source of this 2226-nucleotide messenger RNA. RefSeq lists its product as hypothetical. Lineage: Eukaryota; Fungi; Ascomycota; Eurotiomycetes; Onygenales; Arthrodermataceae. Bases 1 to 2226 code for a protein of 741 amino acids. Gene Ontology annotation, molecular function: ATP hydrolysis activity; ATP binding; mismatched DNA binding. Gene Ontology annotation, biological process: mismatch repair. The transcript has 3 exons. The record is from RefSeq and is a predicted model, not a curated record. Gene Ontology annotation, cellular component: MutLalpha complex.
AUGACAAUUGUUGCGCUAGGAGAGUCCACUGUCAGGGCUAUCGGCUCAACGUCCGCUCUGCCCGACCCUUCGUCAGUGGUCAAAGAGCUUCUUGACAACGCUCUAGAUGCCGGAGCUACUUCAGUUCUCGUUGAGAUUUCUGUUAAUACCCUGGAUAUUAUCCAAUUGAAGGACAAUGGAUCUGGGAUACUACCGAGUGAUCGCUCAUUUGCUUGCAAGCGGAACUAUACCAGCAAAAUACAAACAAAGGAAGAUCUCUGCAGAGUUGGCGGCAAGACUUUAGGAUUCCGUGGGCAAGCUUUAGCCAGCAUUGCCGAAAUGAGCAAUUCCGUGUGUAUUAUAACACGUGUCCCUGAGGAACAAGUUGCAAAAACAGUAAAAUUUGGGCGGGACGGGACGCCCUUAAGUGACACUCCUACCUCUCAUCCAGUUGGAACGACUGUCUGUGUCUGCGAUUUUCUAAAGCCUUUACCAGUUAGGCGACAAGAAGUUGAGAAAACAUCGGCCAAGUGCAUACUUACUAUAAAAAAACUCCUUCAAAGAUAUGUAAUAGCAAGACCGAGGACGCGUUUGUCCUUGAGACUAUUGAAGUCUAGAGAUAAGGACUGGAUUUAUGCCCCCAGUACGAAUCCCUCCGUUUGUGAUGCAAUUUCCAAGGUUAUUGGUUCUGCUGUAGUUUCCAGCUGUAUUUCCAAUAAUUCUGUCUAUCCUAUUUUGGGAGAGGAAAGCGGCUCAGACUCUGUGGUAAACCACAAUACUCCUAUUAUUCACAUGUCUGUUAUUGUACCCAAGCCUUUCGCAGAAUGUGUACCCAACAUUAACUACAAAGGACAAUUUGUAGUUAUUGAUGGCCGCCCACUCCUAACUUCUAGGGGCUUUGGCAGGGAGGUGGUUAAGCUUUUCAAAUCCUGUUACAAACAAACCAUGGAUAGGCCCAAACUUGAAGACCCCUUCUUGUUCUUAUCCUUGAGCUGUCCGCCUGGAAUAUAUGAUAUCAGUAUUGAACCUUCUAAGGAUGAUAUCCUGUUUGAAGAUCAUCAGGCGGUCCUCCAUGUAAUCGAGCGUGCUUUCAAGGAUAUAUACAAGCCAGAGACUCUUACAGUUAUAUCCAAUCCUGAUACCCGCCAGGGUCGUCCCGGUAACCAGUCAGUUGUCGGUAUUAGUAGUCCGGGAUCUACCUCAAACGGCAGUAAUCUGCCUUCUACCAACAAAUCUUCCUCUGCUGUUAACCCAUGGACACUGUCUGUUGCUGCCCAGCGACUUCAAGAUCCGGAAUCUCAACUUUUAACCCCACGGCGGGAACCUCAAAUUACACUGAAUAUCAUACCCCUGGGCAGUUCAAACGAUAAGGCAAAAAGUAGCAGAGCCUCCAUGAGGCAAACAACACUUAGCCUGAAUGAUUGUGGCAGGGUGUCACUAUUUGAAAAACGAAACCCACAGCCAAGAAGCAAUGGCUCACUUCGAAGGGGCACUGCAUUGAAGGUACCCACAGCCAAUACCCUGCAUGGUAUUGACUCUUUCUUACAGACCCCUGGGAAAAACCCAACCAGGAACAUUCGUGCAGCGUGUAUAGUGCAAUCUCCUCCCCAAAAAUCUCCUCCCCAAACAUCUCCUCCUUCGAGAUUUCACCCAGUGACCAAAAGCUGCCAGGCAUCUAUGGCUAUUUUUUCUCCAAACCCUCAAUAUCCAACACGCCCAAUCCCACGCUCUAUGAGCGGGCAGUUACAUUACAAUAAGAGUAAUGACCGUGGAGACCCAGGUUCUUGCCAAUUACGCCCGAUAAACAAGUCAACUAUCCCUUCCGGUUCAUAUCUACACACAUAUCCGUCCAACCCUAGCUUCGUGCCUAGAUUUGAACUUGAUUUAGACAGAAUUAACGAUCAGAAUAACUGUUCCAACAACCUGAAUACCGGCAUAUGUACCAACGUUAUCCAAGAUCAAGGAAGUCGAACUCCUAUGGAAUGCAUGCCAUCCAUUGAUCCAGCGUAUGAAACAACGAUCCGGAAUGGUGGCGAAAUUACACAACUGGCAGACGCAGUUAAACGACUAGUUGAUACAGAUCAAUAUGUGAAGUCAGGGUCUCUCACGGAAGCAUUCUCGCAAGUUGAUUCAACAAGUAACAUUAACUACUGGACCAACAGGCUUCAUACCCUAGCGAGAGACUCCUCAUUCCAAAGCCGAUUAAGGCAAUUAUCGUUUUUAACUUCAGUCAUCCCUUUCAAGUAA